ACACUUCAGGCAGGUAUUAUGCUUCAUUGUCAAAUUAUUUUGGUAAUUUCUUUGUCCUCUACAAGUCUUUUGGUCAUAGUUUGCAGUCAAUAAGUAAACGUGCCUUUUAAAGAGCUAGUCAAAGUUCCAAGUAAUAAUAGUUUGAGCAUGUUAACGGCGAUGCAUAGUUGAUGACUAGUUUUAAGACUAGUUGGACAAUGUGUGUGCUAUGACUACAUGUAACAUGUUGUUUUGUUCUUUGCAGGUCGUGAACCAGUGCUGCAGACACCACAGCACACAUGUCCUCUGUCAGUAAUUCAACACUUUUUACUGCGGCACAUCUGGAACCCACUGGUUAGUGUUUGCUCAGCUACUUUUACGGCUCUCCCCAAAGAUGGAUUUGGAACCAUCAUUUUACGCUGCCCCCUUUGCCUGCACUGACUUUUGGAAGAAGCAUCAGUGUAGCUGCUGGUGAGAGUCCCAUCAAAAGGCCCAGGAUGCCAGGAUGCCCAUCACUCAGGACAACGCCCUCAGCAUCCUACCUUUGCUGGAGGACUGGCAGGGGGAACAGAGCACAAGAUCACAACAGGAGUGCAACCUGAUCCAGGUCGUGUCCUGUCACAGGCAUGUGGAUCAAGACUCCAACCAAAAUGGAGAAAGGGACAGUGUGUGCAGCAGCAGCAGUGCUGUCAGUCUCAACACAGAGGACAUGUCACUGUGUCUGGCUGCUAUUCAGAAGUUGGUGGCAUACAUUAGGUUCAACUUCAUGGAGGAUGACGUCACCCUGUCAGUCAGCCCAUCAGCCAGCCCAUCCUCCUGCAGAGAGAACUUAGAUCUGGAGGUACGUGCCUUAUGCCUUAACAAAGAUGAGGGGGACACCUCCGAGUUCGGCCUCAGCUUUGGGAAUAUUCCGAUUUUUGGAGACCCUGAUGGGAGAAAGAAGGGUGGACCAAGGAGGAGACGGGACCAGGGUCCUAUCAUGGACGUGGGCUGCAUCUGGGUGACUGAGGUGAAGAAGAAAAGCCCAGCCUCCAGAUGUGGGAAUAUCAAACUGAGAGAUGAAGUGCUGUCACUGAACGGGCAGCUCAUGGUGGGGGUAGAUGUCAAUGGGGCAAGCUACCUGGCUGACCAGUGUUGGAAUGGAGGUUGUAUCUACAUAGUCCUGCUGCGGCGAGUUAAACGAAAGGCUCCUCUUCCUCCUUGUGAAGUCCUAAAUGGCAGUGGCUUUACCCCCAUGGGCUGUGACAGCAGUGAGCGCCAGCUACCAGUUAGAGCUGUACCUGGGCCCUGUGAGGCUUCAGUGAACGGCAAACGAACGCGAAAGUUUGGCGUCAUAUCUCGGUCGUCUUUUACUCGGGACAACAGGGACAGCACAGACUCGGAGGUCCAGGGCUGCUACAAUGGUUACAGCUCAUCUGUUUCCACUGACCCGGAGGUCAGCACUCAGGGCUAUGACUCCAGCUGUAUCCCCUCAACCCGGACAUCAAUAAAUGAAAGUCCUGACAACUUUCCUCAGGUGACAACGGUGUUUCACCGUCAGCACAGUAGAGGAACUGGCACCCUGCCUGUCAGGUGUCACAGUCAGCUGUUGGAAAGCAAAAUGGAUUCAUUCAGCAGUGAACCUUCGACCCAGCCCAGAGAAGGCAGCUACAUCUGGAAGAUGCACAUGGUGAAAGGUCAAGAGGGCCUGGGUAUACAGAUCACAGGGGGUCGAGGCUCCAGGCGCUCUCCUCAUGGCAUCAUUAUAGCUCACAUAGAAGAGGGUGGAUCCAUUCACAGGGAUGGCCGUCUCCAUGCAGGUGAUGAGUUGCUGAUGAUCAAUGGUCAGUCUCUCGUGGGUCUCACUCAUCAGGAGGCUGUAGCUAUCCUCCGCUCCACCACCGGUCUGGUCCAGCUGGUGGUGGCCAGCAGGGAGGAGUCAGACGUUGGAUUCGAUCGCUUCCCCUCCACCAGUCUGCCAGACCUGGUCAGCACCUGCGGUUGCUCGUCAGCACUCUCUCACUCUUCUUUCCCUCACCCACCCCAGACCUCCAGCAGCAGCACAAGUCUUCACAACAUUUUCCCGGUGACAAACCUGGAGAAACUAGAAGAGCAAAGUCCAGCGGAGGCUCCAAAAGGAUCCUGCAGCAGCCCCGUACCCACCAAGCUCAGCGGUCGGUCCCAAGGCGGGAGCAGUCGUUUGGAGUCUGUGGGCGAAGACGACGAGCUCUUUGUAGCGAACGGUGUGAGCAGCUGCGAAAAAGCAGACAAACCUCCGCCUGGUCGACGUAAACACUCUCUACCUCAACAACUAGAUACAACUGGAGUGAGACAGGAUUAUCAGAUCAUUAAGAAAUCAGCUCGCUCCCUGAGCACUGUUCAAGUGGAGUCUCCAUGGCGCCUGGCACAGCCAUCCAUUAUCUCCAGUAUAGUGCUGAUGAAAGGCCAGGGCAAGGGUUUGGGAUUUAGCAUUGUUGGUGGACAGGACUCCGCUCGGGGUCAGAUGGGGAUUUUUGUCAAAACCAUCUUUCCUCAUGGAGCAGCAGCAGCUGAUGGGCGACUGAAAGAAGGAGAUGAGAUUCUAGAAGUGAAUGGAGAAUCUCUCCAAGGUCUCACUCAUCAACAGGCCAUCCAGACAUUUAAGCAAUUGAAGAAAGGCGUCGUGACCCUGACAAUCCGAACACGUCUGCGUAGUCCCAGCCUCACCCCUUGUCCCACUCCAACCCUCCUGAGCCGCUCCAGCUCACCCAACUCUAACACCAGUGGGGGUACGCCCGUGCCCUCAGGGUCAGAGGAACCUGAUGGACGUAAAGGCCCAGGUCCGAAAGACUGCAUCAUCAUGGAGGUCACACUAACUAAAGAACCUGGUGUCGGUCUGGGCAUUGGAGUCUGCUGUCUGACCCUGGACAAUUGUGCUCCUGGCAUCUACAUCCACAGCCUGGCUCUGGGAUCUGUGGCCAAGUUAGACAGCAGACUCAGUCGUGGUGACCAGAUCUUGGAGGUGAACUCGGUCAGUCUUCGUCACGCUGCACUCAGUGAGGCCUACGCCAUCCUCAGUGAAUGUGGACCAGGUCCAGUCAGUCUCAUUAUCAGCAGGCAUCCCAAUCCCAAGGUGUCAGAGCAGGAGAUGGAUCUGAUUAUAGCUCGGUCAACUCACAGGGACAAAAUGAGCCGAAACAGAAACUCUCAAGGUCAGUCCUGUAAAAGUCCCUGUCUGUCCAUGAAGGAUAGACAAGGAAGUGGUUCCCCUGCUCUCAGCUGGACCAUGAAGAGAUUCCUGGAGCCUGCCAGCAGAGGCUCCCUGAGCUCAGAGGCAGAGUUGUCUCAGUACUUCUCCCAGGACAUGUCCAAUCACUCUUUCAUGUCCGACUCUAUGCUGAUGAGCAUGAACAACGACAAUGGUGUCCACCAGCAGAGCUGCCGGACCUCUAUGGACGACAACACGACACGCGCACAUGUCAACAGAGAACUUUCCCUCAACCAUCAUAAAGAAAAGCCUCUGCCACCCACCACCGUUGCCUCCAGCCCUUCGUCAGUGCGUAGCCCUCUCCUCCGUCAGAGGAGGGUGAUGUGCUUCGACGACGAGCUGAGUGAUAACGAUGAGUCGGAAAUGACUGGAAAUACAGUACACUCAAGCACAAGAGUAAAAUCUGUCACUAUUGAAGCAAGUGAAGCUCAAAAAGACGACAUCUCCAAAGCGGAUCACAUAGUUGGGGUUCCUACCUCGACUACAUCAUCUUUAGACGUGGAUGGAGACAGCGAGGAUGGUAGAGAUCUGCAGAGGUGUGAAAGCAAUGAGGCCUCUUCGCCGCUCAGUGACCGUCCCUCAAGGCGGGCAGAUGGUGGAAGCAUUAAAUCACCUGGUUCUGAGUCACCCUUCAUGCCUAUUCACUGCCCGUUUGAAGAAAAAGCAAGAGUGGUGAUUAGUGCAGGCCCUGUGUCCACCAACCUAACCAUCUGUAACAACAACCAAACCAACCAAGAUGACGCACAGGUGGAAUCAAAGCGCUCUCCCAAACUGGAGCAUAAAGCAGUGACACGGGUGAAGAGUAUGAUGAGCAUUGAAGCACCAAACCUCUGCCUGCAGCAGAAGUCCAAAGGUGAGGAGCCUGCUCCGUCUCAGGAGCUAGCGUCUUCCACUCAGUCUGGAAGGAAGCCAACAGUGGUCAGUGGUUCGAUGCCUCAUCAACACUGCAAGAAGGGAGACGUAAGCGAGCUGGCAGGCAUCUGCACCAUCGACACUGUGACCCUAAUAAGAAGCACAGAUGAGUCCUUUGGGCUUGACCUGGAGAUCCUGUCGUCCCCUCUGAAAGUUAUCAUCACUGGGUUAAAGCCCGGAGGUGCAGCAGAACGAGGGUUUUCUUCACAGCUCUAUCCUGGAGAUGAGAUUGUCAAACUUGGGGAGAGGUUGGUUUGCUCUUCUACUUAUCAGGAAAUCUGUGACAUGAUGUACAACCUUCCUUUGACACUGACCCUGGAGGUCAAGAGACCAGUAUCAGCUGUAGAUCAUCUUUCCAGUUUGAUGAUGUCAUCAGGGAGCAGUGAUGGAAACAUCAGACUGAACACUCCCAGAUGUUCACAGGGGAUAUCUGAUCAAAGAGUAGAUUUAGAAGGCAGUGCGGAUAAUUGCACCUACACACCACAAACAGAGUCUGACCUUCAGUUCCCCGUCACCCAUAUAGAGGACGUUGUAGUGGACGUUCUUCCUGUGGAAACCACGCAUGUGACGAAACCAGCAGAAAACACUAACUGUAAAAGUAUGUACCCCUUAGAAGACGACAGCGAUGAGGAAAGUGACUCUGAGGGCUCGCUGAGGGUCAGUAAGACCAAGAGCACAAAGAGUGGUGAAUGGUAUUCACCACACCAAUAUUCAUCCUCAGAUGAGGAGGAGGUGGAGAUUUGUUCACGUGAUGAGGAGCAGAAACAUGCUGCUAGUGCUGGACCCAUGGAUUCAAACCAGGCCCCUUACAGGAUGUCACCAUCAGUACUGGCUCAGACCUCUGAGGUGAAUCAUGUCACUGAAGAGGUCAUAGGUCAACCUCUCACCUGUACCACACUUGUGUCUUCUACACAUCCUGGUGAUGACAGUGCCAUUGAAUCAUUACAACCAUCUAAAGAACCAGUUUCACCGAUACCUUUCAGCAUCAACAGGAACACUUCCCCAGCCUACGGUGACUCAGUCAUUCACAGUCCAUCAGCUGAUUUACCUUCAGAUUCUUCACAAAAUUUGAAUAGGCUUUUCUCACCUUCCACUGACAUGGAAUGUACACAAGUCAAAAGAUCAGAUGACAUGUUAUCCUCAGCUUCUGUUGCCAAAACUACUUCAACCUCCCAUGUAAGGUCUACACUCAUGGAGACCUUCGUCCUUGAUGAUCAUAACAGUCCUCAACAAAGUUCUGCCCUCCAUUUUCAGAACAAACCUCAAGGUAAAGUGAACCCAGCUGCUCCUGAUUUCAGCAGCAUCUGUGAAAAUAUUGAGAACAAACAAACAAAGGAGGAGCUCGUACAAAAAACUUCCCAGACUGAGAGUCCACUCACUUCCAACACUGUUGUGACCUUAAGUCUGGAAACCACAACUCCAACAUUGGUAGAUGUCUCCAAGGACCACAAUGUGAACAGUGACAUUGAUUUUCCCAAAGUAUGUGAUGAAGGACAAGAUGCAUCAGAAAACAUGAUGGUGGGCUGUACCUUAGAAAUGCUGCAGGCAGACAACAACAAGGGAAUCAGUUUAGGUUUAAAACCAACACCCAAUCAAGCACAAUCACUCCCACCUUCAACUCAGAGAACCUUCAUCGAAGUUCAACUGCUGCCUUUGUCUUCUUUGUCCUCAUCAAUCCUGCCUCACAAUCAAUCUGAAUUUUUUUCAAAAUCCAAUCAAACUGCAGAUUUGAAUGAAACACCAGUGCCUUCACUUGACUCUCCUUCUGAGGAAAGAACAAAACUCACGAUGUGCAACACUCUGUGUUCUACUAAAGACACUAACCCAACCACAGUCAUGAGCUCAAAUGGCUCAAAUCAAUUGACUCCUCUAAAGUCCGGCUUGUCCAGACUGUACGUGAAGGCGUCAGAAAGACGGAGCUUAUCCACCAAAGCUGCCUUGUCUGCAGACUACAAUCCCUUCUCUGUCCGACAUAAAAUCAAGUCUUUUGAAAACCUGGCCCACUUUGACAAACCUGUUGCUAAAAGCAGUGACAUUCAGUCUUUUGCUUUGACCUACAGAGCUUCGUUGAACCAGAGGAUUGCUGGUUACAUGGGUAUAGUCAAUUCUUCUGGUUCUGGUUCUAGGACCCGACAAAGAAGUUUCAGCUCUCAUGUGGAGAACAGAAACUCUGUAGCAACCUCUUCGUCUCUUCUCGCUAAACCUUCAUUCAGCAUUACAGACCUGGGCCUUGACUAUUCACAGAAGGGCUCUAGCACAGCCACUCCAUUGAUGAGCAGCCCAGGAGUGGAGGUUCCACAGACCCCUCCAGUGUUACGGAGGAAACAUGGUCGGCUCUCGCGCAGCAGGUCACAGCAGCUCAGGGCCCUCAGUAUGCCUGAACUAGAGAAACUAUGCACAGGGGACUUUCCAGUUGGGAAUGAUACAGCUGUGAAUGAAACAAACACUGACAGUCUAACAAAAGCAGCAGAGACAGGAAGUGCUCCAUCCUUUGAGACUGUGACGCAGGUGGAUUCAAACAGACUGAGCCAAGGCCAACCUGAAUCCAUGGAGAACGAGCCUCAAAAAACCCCAGAUACCAAGGCUGGAUGGUCAAUCAGUUUAAAAGAGUUGGUGACGUCUCCUGAGAGCCAACAUGAACUGCAGAAUCUCCUGCUUUCCCUCACAAUGAGGUCAUAUGUCAUGACCUUGAUUCAAAAGGUCAAAGUCCUAUCUGAGCAAAUUGGCGAUACUCAUCUUGUGGUCCUGAGUAAAGACGAAGGCUCAGGUCUGGGCUUCAGUGUCACAGGAGGAGUUGACCUUGAGCAGAAGGCCGUGACUGUCCAUCGAGUCUUCUCCAAAGGUGCAGCAGGUCUGGAGGGAACAAUUCAGAGAGGUGACAUUGUCGUGUCUAUAAAUGGUACAAGUCUGGAGGGUAAAACCCACGGAGAGGCUGUGUCCGGUCUACAUCAAGCGCGGCUCUGCAGUCAAGCCUUGGUUGUCAUUAAGAGAAGCAACGACAGUGAACUGAAGUCUUCAGACAGAGGAGACUCAGUCAGCCAUUCACAAAGUGAAUAUCAUACCAGAAAGACAUCUUUGGAAACUGCAGCAGUUGCAGAUGUUUCUUCAGACAGAGCUAAAAUGGCAGAGCUUUCUAAAGGGUCCUCAGGUGUGGGCUUCAGUCUAGAAGGAGGAAAGUCUUCAAGACAUGGAGAUAGGCCUCUGCUGGUGAACCGCAUCUUCAAAGGGGGCGCUGCAGAUUUCUCAGGUCUUAUUCAAGUUGGAGACGAGGUCCUUUCUGGCAAUGGGUGUUCUCUGCAGGGCCUAAUGCACCGGGAUGAUGAAGGACCCAAACAGCUCCUUAUCGACAGGCAAAGCACCAGACUUUAGUAAACACAUGGACAAAAACUCCGUCAGCUGUUCGUCGAUGAAGUCGGUAGCAGUUGGAUUUGUAAAUAUGUUGAAGACAUUGAAGUUCCCAUUCAGAAAAAAACUCCUUAAUCCUAAAGAGAGUGAAUCAUCUUGAGUGUUUAGAGACCUGUGAGAAUCUAUAAAGACAAUGGAGAAGCUCUCAGAAAACAGAAUGUGAAAUAGAUCAUGGACAAACAGCUGCGGUGGGAACGUUAUCGUAACUUUGUAAUUUAAAGCCUUGGCUGGACCUGACAUGAAAUAAUAUGUGAUUAUAUAACUGACUUGUUUUCUUUUAUGUAGUUCACAGUAGAAGCACCACUAUUCAAUGUCACUAUCAAUCUGAGUCUGACUGAAUUAUGUGCAGCGUGUUUACAGUAGAUUUACUUAAGAAUACUUAAGUAAACAUUGUGGUUUCAGUAAUAAAAAGACACAGAAUUCAGACCUGGAUGACUUAUAUAGAACACUCCAACAACUUUUCAGCUUUUCAGCCAGGAUCACCACCGCGGUGUCCACAUCAUGAUUUGUCACAGUUAAUAUUUAGAUUUCUCUUGGAAAUAAUACCUGUGAUCGAGUGAGUAUUUAGUUGUAUUGCCUGGUGUGUGUGAUUUUUGUGUAAAGUUGAAUUUGUGUGAACUUCCGAGGUCAACGUUAUGGAAUAUGUUAUUGUGUUUUUCUGUGUAUGUGGCGAGGAUGCGUGCGUUUGUGUGUGUCACAAAUGACCACUAGAUGUCAGUAGAAAUGCACAUACAAACGACUGUGCCCGAAUUUGGAACUAAUUUAUUAUUGUGAAUCUUUGUCUUAAUAAACUGCUCAAUGGUGUUCUUUAUACACACAGCGUUUAAACUAAGAAAUAUGACAUUUGGGACAUGUUUUUUAUUAUUAAAAAUUAUUAAAUAAUUGUAAUUAUUAACUUUAUGUACAGUGGAUGUAAAGGAACGUCAUCUAGAUAUUGUUUUUAACCUUUGCUUCCAUCUUUAAUGAGAUCCAUUAAUGGUUUGAUUAAAAGUCAUUCAAAAUCAUCUACAAAUAGACAAAAAAUAAUAAUAAACAUGGUUUCUCUUUACAUAUGCUCAUUCUUAUGGUAUCAACUUUUGAAUUAUUCAGUGCUAACCCCAUAAUUUGAUUGCAAUAAAGUUUAAAAUGGUUAAUUUCAGUGGUUCUAAACCUGUGGUAGGCAUUGGUGGUACUUUGGGAAUGUUUUAACUGCAUUGACAAACUAGAGGUUGUAGAUAAAAAAAAAAAACGUGGAAAAAGUGUGGAAAAUAUUGCCAUCAAAAGCCAGUAUGUUUACAUGUAUGUGUGUAGUUUCAAAAUUUGGUUGAUUUGGUUUUCUGGCUUUUGACGAUAAAUCUUAUUAGGUUUAAAUUCUCCUUUUUCUGCUACUCAGACACACAUAUUUCCAGAGGCGGUACAUGGUGUAAAAAGUUUGCAAACCACUACAUUUUCUUUUUCCUUUUUGCUUUGGUUUAGUGUCAUUAAAAUCAGAAAUUCCACAGUCCAGAGUUUUAUUUAAUUUUGUCCAAAUAAAAUAACUAAAAAUUGACGGCGUGUUACAGAAUGAACAUUUUUAGACACUGUGUCAUGUUAAAGAAAAAUAAAAUCUGUGAUUGAGAACUUCUCA
Molecule: messenger RNA, 9128 nt
Organism: Cynoglossus semilaevis (tongue sole)
Lineage: Eukaryota; Metazoa; Chordata; Actinopteri; Pleuronectiformes; Cynoglossidae
Gene: pdzd2
Product: PDZ domain containing 2
Exons: 25
Coding region: 485-7486 (2333 amino acids)
Molecular function (GO): protein binding
Source: RefSeq, a predicted model, not a curated record